Trichophyton rubrum CBS 118892 is the source of this 1799-nucleotide messenger RNA. RefSeq lists its product as uncharacterized. The transcript is spliced from 2 exons. Gene Ontology annotation, molecular function: alpha-1,6-mannosyltransferase activity. NCBI's taxonomy places the organism in Eukaryota, Fungi, Ascomycota, Eurotiomycetes, Onygenales, Arthrodermataceae. Bases 629 to 1765 code for a protein of 378 amino acids. Gene Ontology annotation, biological process: protein N-linked glycosylation. The record is from RefSeq and is a predicted model, not a curated record. Gene Ontology annotation, cellular component: mannan polymerase complex.
GGGACUAGGGGUGCGCAACGAAGCUGGGCCGCCCGAGGAUAGAGACGGCGGCAGUGGCCUUCUUGCGUUGCUUAACAGCAAUAUAAUAGCCUGGGGCACAUAUACUCUGCGGGCUGCUGCUCUGGUUCGGAAGGUUGAUCUUGUCUCUCGCAUGUGGCGUGGUUGCUCUCCAUCUUUGACCCCAUAGCAGGAGAUGAAGUUGACGUCGCCGGCCUUGCUGUAGGUAAGUCAGCAAGCUUGCUUUGUCAAGCGUGACCCAAAGAUCUCCCUUUCUCCAACCAAAACACACGCCUGAUCCUCCUCUGCUCUCUCAUCCAUCCUCAGCCACGGCCUGCAUACAUCACGCCCAACCCGCCAGCCUUUUCCCUUCCAUUCCUUCCUUUCUUUCAUUCUGUCAUUCCUUUGCGUCUUCUCUUUCUUUUGUUCGUCGUCUUCAUCAUCAUCAUCUUUGUCUUCUUUUUUAACUGUUGUAAUUUGCGCAGGUCUCUUUUCUAAUAUCGUAUAUAGAGUGCAAAGGGGACCUUGUUUUCAACACUAUAACCAGCUCCGGGACAGCUUUCAAACCAGCAACAUCCAGCUCCUUUGGGCGUCAAUGCGGGUUCUCGGCUCAAUAUAGCCUGGAGCAAACAUGAUUUCCUUUCGAAAAUGCGUGGUCAUUGCCUUUUUCAUCCUUUCUGGCAUCUUCCUGCUGCAUACAGCCCACUUCAAGCCCUCGCUGGCUAAGGCUGAACCGGGGACUCAUCACCAACGAUCAGAGCCACCGGACGCUCGACUCACUACUAAGCUGGGGUCUAAGGCCAAUUCUCCAUCUGAACAGGAACCUGAACAGGAGCCCGAAACCGAGUCCGAGCCCGUGAAAGAGCCUGAACCGGAGCCAACUACACUCCUGGGCCGUCUUAAAUAUCAUUUCCCCUAUGGCGUAAAGGCCAAGUUCCCUGGAUACAUCUGGCAGACAUGGAAGUAUACUCCCGCAGACGGGGAGUUCGACCCUAUGCUACGGCCAUUAGAAGCGAGCUGGACCGAACUGCACCCUGGAUUCGUGCACCAGGUCGUGGACGAUGAGAGUGCGAUCUACUUCUUGAAAUACCUCUACAGUUCCUUCCCGGAGAUCAUCGAAGCAUACGAGUCAUUGCCCUUGCCGGUUCUCAAGGCUGACUUCUUCCGAUACUUGAUUCUUCAUGCUCGAGGGGGGAUAUAUUCCGAUAUCGACACCACUGCCCUUCGAUCAGCAACAGAAUGGAUACCAGCAACGUUUGACCGGUCAACUUUCGGAUUGGUCGUGGGCAUUGAGGCGGACCCAGACCGUGCUGACUGGGCUAAAUGGUACUCCCGCAGGAUUCAGUUUUGUCAAUGGACCAUCCAGUCGAAGCCAGGCCAUCCUGUUCUGCGGGAUGUCAUUGCUAGCAUCACCGAGGAUGCCUUGCGUAUGAAGGAGGAAGGAAUUCUCACGAAGAAGGAUAUGGACAAAUCAAUUGUGGAGUUCACCGGCCCUGCGGUCUGGACGGACGCUAUCUUCAGACAUUUAAAUGAUCCCCUCAUCUUCCCCAGUGAAGAUGGCAAGCUUCGAAACAUUUCCGCGCACCAUUUCACUGGCAUGACGAAGCAGAAGCAAGUAGGCGAUGUUGUCGUUCUACCAAUCACGAGCUUCAGUCCUGGUGUCCAGCAGAUGGGUUCUGAAGAAGCAGACAGCGACAUGGCUUUUGUCCAGCACGAGUUCUCAGGAACGUGGAAGUCCGUUGAAGACAGAAGAAUCGGACACUGGUAAUUUUUACUACCCGACAAUAUCUUUUUUUUUCGUC